Molecule: messenger RNA, 1373 nt
Organism: Alnus glutinosa
Lineage: Eukaryota; Viridiplantae; Streptophyta; Magnoliopsida; Fagales; Betulaceae
Product: cyclin-L1-1-like
Exons: 8
Coding region: 212-1246 (344 amino acids)
Biological process (GO): regulation of transcription by RNA polymerase II
Cellular component (GO): nucleus
Molecular function (GO): cyclin-dependent protein serine/threonine kinase regulator activity
Source: RefSeq, a predicted model, not a curated record
UCUUUGUUUCAAGAAGUGCUUGAUAAUGGGCAAAUGGAGUGCCAAUUUGCUAACAAUGAAAGAAACAGAGCGCCAGUUCUAAAUUCAUGAAAAAGUUUCCUUUUUUAAUCCCACUUAUUGGUGGUUUCUGAAUGUUAAUUCUGGAGACUAAAAAGUUUGGUUUGUUAUUUUGUGGCAGUUAACAGAAGCUUGUUGUUGUUGACUGUUGAGAAUGAUAUACACAGCGAUUGACAAUUUUUACUUAACUGAUGAGCAGCUGAAGGACUCGCCUUCUCGGAAAGAUGGUACAGAUGAAGCGACCGAGACUACCCUACGAAUCUAUGGCUGUGAUCUCAUCCAUGAAAGUGGCAUCUUGCUUAGACUACCUCAAGCUGUGACGGCCACUGGGCAGGUUCUGUUCCAUCGUUUCUAUUGCAAGAAAUCAUUUGCCCGCUUCAAUGUGAAGAAAGUCGCAGCGAGCUGUGUGUGGCUUGCAUCAAAGCUGGAGGAAAGCCCAAGGAAAGCGAGACAAGUCCUCAUUGUUUUCCACAGAAUGGAAUGUAGGAGGGAGAACUUACCAAUAGAGUAUUUGGAAGUUGGUUCUCAGAAAUAUCAUGACCUCAAGACAGACUUGAGCAGAACAGAAAGACAUAUAUUGAAAGAGAUGGGAUUCGUUUGUCAUGUCGAACAUCCUCAUAAAUUCAUAUCCAACUACCUUGCCACCCUUGAAACCCCUCCAGAAUUAAGGCAAGAAGCAUGGAAUCUAGUAGUUAAUCACAAUUUGCGCACAACCUUGUGUGUUCGAUUCAGGAGUGAGGUUGUGGCUUGUGGAGUUGUCUAUGCUGCUGCUCAUCGGUUCCAGGUUCCCCUUCCUGAGAAUCCACCAUGGUGGAUUGCAUUUGAUGCGGACAAGUCUGGGAUUGAUGAAGUUUGUAGAGUUCUGGCUCACCUGUACAGGCCUAAGGCACAGUACAUUCCAGUCUCUAAGGAUGGAAACUCUUUUACAUUUUCCAGCAAACCAACCCAGCCAGUUUCAAAGAUGAAUCUAUCGUAUUCUUUAACUUUUAAUCUAGAGGAUCCAAAUUCCAAGUAUACAUUGGUAAGAGUAGCUGUUGACAAGCUGAAGGAAUCUAAGAAAGGUGAUGAUGAACCAGAGAACAUUCUUGUUGAUGGACAAGCAAGAGACGAGCCCAUGCCAAAAUCCAACCCUGAGCACAGAACAGAGGAGGCAUUCGGGGAAAUCAAGACAUCCAUCACUCAUCACUAGGUACUAUACUUGGUAUGUGCCAGCCAGAGUGAGCUAUCUUAAACGCUUUACAUAUUAACUUGGAGGAAUGUGGUCUUUCUACAAAUUCAAGAGACAACGAUCAUACAAAUAGCAAAUUAUGGCACCA